Penicillium samsonianum is the source of this 1254-nucleotide messenger RNA. RefSeq names its product putative endo-1,3(4)-beta-glucanase. Lineage: Eukaryota; Fungi; Ascomycota; Eurotiomycetes; Eurotiales; Aspergillaceae. The record is from RefSeq and is a predicted model, not a curated record. The transcript has a single exon. Bases 1 to 1254 code for a protein of 417 amino acids.
AUGAGCUCCGACGAUACCUCGCCGCAGGCAGGCCAGAAAUAUAACAGCAAUUCCUCAAACGACUCCCCCCGAGCCCUCAACACCGCGGUCGCGAAUUAUAACAAGCUCUAUGCCCGACCAGAGUCAAUUGUGAAACCUGAUCUUUUCACAUUGUACUUUGGAUUUUUCGGCACAGCAGCCUGGUCACGAAGGGCCGCGGGCACAGUGAACGAGCGAGUGGAGAACCACUACGUGCUAACGGCACGAUCCCCGACCCAAGAUGAAUUCGAUGCAAUUGUUGAGCACGGAACGCGAUGCCUGUACCAGGGGCGGAUGGGGUUACCCAUAAGCUCAUUCCUCGGAACAGCGUUUCUCUACAACCAAGCACGCAAGUCGCCAAUGUUCCCGCGCAAUCCCACGCCAGCGUCACUGUUAAGCACGGUGCGUACCAUGUGGAGCGAUGUCGGCUUGAGAGGCAACAUCACAUCAGCGGCAUUCAAAAUGGUCUUUAUCAUUACUCUCGGCACCAUGGCAUCGAGCGCUUACGCCGUUUCCAAUGAUGCCAUGCACAUGUUGACGGACCCGCGACUGAAAGGGUUUAUCGAGGACGUGCGCAAGGCGAAACCCGAAGACGUGCGCAAGCGCAAGAUCCAGGCCGCUAAUGCGCGCCUCCGCGGCAUGCGAAGUGGUGAGCAAGAUGUCGGCUCCCAGAUGCGACAGGCCAUCGGCACGCCUGGUGAUUAUGCAGGCGGCGACGGGUACGAGCAGGAGCAGGCGUCUGAUUCUCCCGCGCAACCAAAUUCUUAUUCUGAAUACGUGAACUCCAAUGAUACCCAGGGGAGCUCUCAGUCUGCUUCAUAUGAGUCGUCUAAAUCGGAUUCGAAUGGUGGUGCAGUCUGGGCACGCGGCAGGAGCACUCAACCCGAGUCAAAAUCGUCCUUGGAUUUCAUGGAUGAGGAUGAUGCUAGCCCUACAGCUGCGGAAUAUCGGAAUACAAACAUUGAUGGAUCACCGACUACUGGCAGUGCUUGGGAUCGGAUCAGACGACAGAAUGCCGGAGCACGCUCCCAGCCUCGACAGCAGCCCGGCAUGGCACAGCCUUCACUGAACCCUUACUCUUCCUCCGCUGAGUUCGGCCAGAGCGAUCAAGAAAAGUAUGACACCACUCAGAAGACUGAGAGGGAUCAAGCACAGGCAGAGUUUGAUCGGAUGAUUGAGGCGGAGAGGAACGUUGGUAGUGAAGGAUCAUCUCGAAACCGAGGUUGGGGAUCUUGA